UGCCGCCAUGGCGCCGCGGGGCCCCGGCCGCGUCUCCGUGCUGCUGCCCACCUACAACGAGCGCGACAACCUGCCCCUGGUCGUGUGGCUGCUGGUGCGCACCUUCAGCGACAGUGGCAUAGAUUUUGAAAUUAUCAUCAUAGAUGAUGGAAGCCCGGAUGGGACACAGGAAGUUGCUCAGCAACUGGAAAAGAUAUAUGGAUCAGAUAAAAUACUUCUGAGACCCAGAGCAAGGAAGUUGGGCCUGGGCACUGCUUACAUUCAUGGAAUGAAGUAUGCCACUGGGAAUUUCAUUGUUAUUAUGGAUGCUGACCUCUCCCACCAUCCAAAAUUUAUUCCAGAGUUUAUCAGAAAGCAGCAAGAAGGCAAUUUUGAUAUUGUAUCUGGAACAAGAUAUAAAGGAAAUGGAGGAGUGUAUGGCUGGGAUUUGAAAAGAAAGUUAAUCAGUCGUGGAGCCAAUUUUCUGACUCAGGUCUUGCUGAGACCAGGAGCAUCAGAUCUAACAGGGAGUUUCAGGUUGUACAGGAAAGAAGUCUUGCAGAAGCUGAUGGAGAAGUGUGUUUCUAAAGGCUACGUCUUCCAGAUGGAGAUGAUUGUCCGGGCCAGGCAGUUGGGAUUCACCAUUGGAGAGGUUCCCAUCUCGUUUGUGGAUCGUGUGUACGGAGAAUCCAAACUGGGAGGCAAUGAAAUCGUCUCCUUCCUAAAGGGGCUCCUGACCUUGUUUGCUACAACCUGAGAGUUCAUCCUGAAGUAAUUUUUCUAGACAAACAUUUUCUGACAUCUGUGUAGAUUUAAUCAUAUAAUAGCAAAAGCUUGAUCAUUUGUGUGGUGGCCAGAAGACCUGCUGUGACCUAACAAUUAAACAACCAUCCACAAUAAAUCAAACAUUCUGCAGCCCAGAAUGCUCCUUCCUACAGAAAUGGACUGUAUGUUAAACCAAAAAUUAAUAAAGGCUAAUGUUUUUCUAUUUUUGUAAAAAUAAUUAAGUCUUAAUGAAGAACACAAAGCUAAAUGAUCUUUUGCAUUUGGAAAUGAAUCAUUAUUUAGCAGAAGCUAAGGAUAAUUUUGAAAUAAAGACAAGCAAGGACAACAAAACCCCUGGAAUGUGUCCUGUGGUUUGUAGAUAUUAAUUUAAAUAGAUACUAAUUAGUGUCCUUUCUUCCCCUCAGCACAUGUGCACAUUGUCAUGAAGCAGCUCCAAAGAACUGCUCGUGGCUGGGGCAGUUCAAGAGGAAAUCAGAGUUCAGUGGUUUGUGCCUAGACUGGAAAGAAGGAAUAUUCUUUGGAUAGGAAAGGGAACCAUAUGUGUGGAAUAAUUCUGUAUUCUGUGUGUUUGUCCAGAAGCAGAUGAGCUCCUUUCCUUCCCUUCUUUAGAAACUAAACAUAUUCAGAGUCUGUGAAAUGGAACCUCACCAGGUUUGGGGGAACAGAAGACCCCCAUUCACCUCAGGGAAGAUACUGCAGAUUUUUUCCUCAUGUCAAGUACCAGUUUGCAAAGUCAAGUCUGUAUUCAGUAAAGUCUGUAUAUAAAGAUCCAGAUCCUGAGGAAGGAAGUACAGACUGAGCAAUGCAAG
Molecule: messenger RNA, 1574 nt
Organism: Ficedula albicollis (Collared flycatcher)
Lineage: Eukaryota; Metazoa; Chordata; Aves; Passeriformes; Muscicapidae
Gene: DPM1
Product: dolichyl-phosphate mannosyltransferase polypeptide 1, catalytic subunit
Exons: 9
Coding region: 8-736 (242 amino acids)
Biological process (GO): GPI anchor biosynthetic process; protein O-linked glycosylation via mannose
Cellular component (GO): endoplasmic reticulum membrane
Molecular function (GO): dolichyl-phosphate beta-D-mannosyltransferase activity
Source: RefSeq, a predicted model, not a curated record